UCAGGGUGAAGCUGUUGUCUUCUGGACUUAAGAGUCCACACUGCAGAUUGUCAGUUCUCAGAUUGAGAGACUGUAAUCUGUCAGAGAGAAGCUGUGAAACUUUAUCGUCAGUUCUCAGCUCCCAGUCCUCUAGUCUAAGAGAGCUGGACCUGAGUAACAACAAACUGCAGGAUUCAGCCUUGAAUUUGCUGUCGUUUGGACUGAAGAGUCCACACUGUACACUGGCAACUCUCAGGUUGAUUGGCUGUUACCUCUCAGAGAGAAGCUGUGAAGCUCUGUCCUCAGUUCUCAGCUCCCAGUCCUGUAGUCUGAGAGAGCUGGACUUGAGUUACAACAAUGUGCAGGAUUCAGGAUUGAAGCUGUUGUCUGCUGGACUGAAAAGUCCACACUGCACACUGGAAACUCUAAGGUUGAAUGGCUGUAAAAUGUCAGAAGGAAGCCAUGAAGCUCUGUCAUCAAUUCUCAGCUCCCUGUCCUGUAGUCUGAGAGAGCUGGAUUUGAGUUACAACAAUGUGCAGGAUUCAGGAAUGAAACUAUUGUCGAGUCCACACAGUAAACUGGAAACUAUAAGGUUGAGUGACUGUAAAGAGGCAGAGAGAAGCUGUGCAUCUCAGUGUUCUGCUCUCAGCUCCCAGUCCUCUAGUUUGAAAGAGCUGGACCUGAGUAAGAACCUGCUGGAUUCAAGAGUGACGUCUGCUGGACGGAAGAGUCCAGACUUUACACUGGAAACUGUCAGUCUUUCAGACAGUCUUAUCAAGAAGAAAGGCUGUCCUUCUCUGUCCUCACCUCUGAUCUCCAACCCCUCCCAUCUGAGAGAGCUGGACCUGAGCUACAAUCAUCCAGGAGACUCAGGAGUGAAGAUGGUGUCUGCUGGACUGGAGGAUCUACACAGUCUGUCAGGCAGUCUGAUCACAAAGAAAGGCGGUAAAUCUCUGGCCUCAGCUUUGAGCUCCAACCCCUCCAAUCUGAGAAAGCUGGACCUGAGCUGCAAUCAUCCAGGAGACUCAAGAGUGAAGCUGCUGUCUGCGGGACUGGAAGAAUCGCACUGCAAACAGGACACUCUCAGCAUUGACCGUGGUGGACUGCAGAGGCCAAAAUGUGGGGUCAGAAAGUAUGCCUGUGAACUGGAACUGGACACAAACACAGCAAACAGAAACCUCAAGCUGUCUGACAGCAACAGGAUGGUGACAUAUUCGACAGAGGAUCAGUCAUAUCCUGAUCAUCCAGAAAGAUUUGUCUGCCCUCAGCUGAUGUGUACAAAUCGUCUGACUGGUCUCUAUUACUGGGAGGUCAAGUGGACAGGCAUGGUUGAAAUAGCUGUGACUUACAGAGGAAUCAGAAGGAACGCACAAAGUAAUGACUGUGUGUUUGGAAUGAAUGAUCAGUCCUGGAGUCUGAGCUGCUCUGAUGUUGGUGGUUACUCUGUCUGCCACAAUAAGAGAAAAACAUCUAUCCCCUCUUCCACCUCCUCCUCUGUCUCUCACAGAGUAGGAGUGUAUGUAAACUGUCUUGCUGGCAUUCUGUCCUUCUACGAAGUCUCUCUUGGCAAACUGAUCCCCCUCCACACCUUCAACACCACAUUCACUGAUCCUGUUUAUCCUGGGUUUGGUUUCUGGUCUGGUUGUUCUGGUUCCUCAGUGUCUCUGUGUUCUCUGUAGUUUAGGGUCAGAAACACCGCAGAUUGAAGAUCAGCUGCUGAAAUCAAAGCCCACCUCUCAGCUCUGUUCAGCAUCACACACACUGUGUCUUAGACUCAAACACAAUCAUCAACAUUUUAACAGUUUACAGAGGUCAUGUUCUGCUCAUUCUCAGGUUCCUAAUGUUAUUAAGUGGUUGUACCAGAACAGGUUUACAUGGUUUAACUUUUAAACCAUAUUAUUUUCACCCUGUGUGUUGAACUCUCUGUUUUAGUAACCGAGUGAGGCAUCUCACCUCUGCCAACAAAGGCCAAUUUGACCAAUGGUAAUACAGCACCAAGGUGGUUAUCUUGGCACCCCGGGGAUGCACGGCUAACUGAGCUAACUAGCUAAGAUGCAGACAGAUAAUGUACAGUUAGUAACAGUUAGAGGUUUAACAAAAAGGAAAGCUAUCCAUCAUGAUCUUAUAUCAAUCAAGAAGCUCUGUAAAUCAUCUUUGUACUGGGUUCCCUGUUCUGGUUGUGUUUGGUGCUGUUCAUGCAGCGUUUAAACUUUGUAUCUACUCGCUCUAAAUCAUCUUCCUGAUGGCAGCACCUCAUAAUCUAUCUUCUCAAUCAAAAUAUUUUCUCAAUCAAAUAUGAUCCAUAUAGUGCAAAACAAAUCACAUCAUAUAUAUUUUGAUUUCAUGGGAAUAAGAGAUUUUAUUAUUGGAUGUUUCUCUAAAAAUACACUGAGCAGACAACGCCACUUUGAUACCAAGGUCCUUAUACUCUUGUCUUUAUUUGCGUAUUUGGUAUUGAAGUGAUCCAAAAUCAUUUCUCUCUGGAUGACAACAGCAGGUGAAACUUUAUUCUACUUUCUCAAACGUGCAAGCCAUUCUCACUGGGGCCCCUCAGAGAUGUAAGCUCACCCCAUCUUUUCACAUUAUAUACAUAUGAAUGCAGAAGCCGGUACAAAACAACUA
Molecule: messenger RNA, 2601 nt
Organism: Micropterus salmoides (largemouth bass)
Lineage: Eukaryota; Metazoa; Chordata; Actinopteri; Centrarchiformes; Centrarchidae
Product: ribonuclease inhibitor-like
Exons: 9
Coding region: 426-1658 (410 amino acids)
Molecular function (GO): protein binding
Source: RefSeq, a predicted model, not a curated record